AUGGCAGCAGCUAAGAAUAAUACUGGAAAAUCCAAGAAGGGUGUUGUUGAUGAAACUCAAGAGAUGACAAUGGAACAACAAGAUUGGCAGCUUGAUAGAGGCAAAAAAAAGCCUUUCAAGAAAGUCCGUAGCCCUGAACGUCAAGAACAAACUCAAUCCUCUGCAUCUUUAGCUCAUCAAUUACCAUCUUGUUUCUCUGUUUCUUCUAGCUCUGCCUCGAAUCUCUCUCUGUAUCCGCCUACUUCGUCGUCUUCACCUAUGUCAUCUUCAAGUUCAAGGCCUUUGUUUCCUUUUGCCAUUGAAGGGUCUGAUCAACCUAUUCAAUUCCCUCAACAAUUUAGAACAAACCCUUCAUUGCCUAUUUUCCAUCCACCGUCUCAAGUUGCACAAAAUCAGCAGCAAAUGAUUUCCUUUGGUCAGAACCAGCAAUAUGGCAUUGCAUAUCCUCCGUUUUUUGCUGGAGAAUCUGCAUUGUCUAACCAACAGCAGCAGCAGCAGCUGUUUCCGAACUGGAGUGAUGCAUUGAACUUAAGUCCGAGAGGUAGGAUGAUGAUGAUGAUGAACAGGCUGGGGCCGGACGGGAGGCCGUUGUUUAGGCCUCCGAUUCAGCCUAUAAAUACAACAAAGCUUUACAGGGGAGUGAGGCAGAGGCAUUGGGGAAAAUGGGUUGCCGAGAUUCGUCUCCCUCGAAAUAGGACUCGCCUUUGGCUAGGCACAUUUGAUACAGCUGAAGAUGCUGCCUUAGCUUACGACCGCGAGGCCUUUAAGUUGAGAGGAGAGAAUGCUAGGUUGAAUUUCCCUGAACUUUUCCUCAACAAAGAUAAAGCAACUUCUACAGCUCCAAGUUCAACAGUUUCUUCUCCGCCGACUCCCAAUCAAAGUUUAAUGCCCAAAAAACCCCAAGAAGGCCUUAACUUGCAGGCGGAAACCAUGCCACCACCAGCACCGCCAGCACCACUAGAACAGCCUCAAGGAGACCAUCCUGAUGAUGAUUCCGGGAUGGGUUCGAGUGGGGCUACGGUGAGUGAUGAGGUUCAGGCAGUGGCAGAGGGGUCUAGUGCAGGGGAAGGCAUUUCGGGGUCUCAAGAAUUGGUCUGGGGAGACAUGGCAGAAGCUUGGUAUAAUGCUAUUCAAGCAGGUUGGGGUCCAGGGAGUCCUGUGUGGGAUGAUUUGGAUACCACUAACAAUCUUUUCUUACAAUCACACCUUCCUUUUGUUAAUCCAAAUCAACAGCAGUUUAAUGAUCCUUCUAAUCUCCAGAGACAACAAGACAGCACGAGCUCAGCUUUUUCUUCUUCUUCCUCUUCCUUCCCCAUAAAGCCAUUCUUUUGGAAGGAUCAAGAUUGA
This is a messenger RNA of Dovyalis caffra, 1347 nucleotides long. The record is from the annotation of a GenBank genome assembly. Lineage: Eukaryota; Viridiplantae; Streptophyta; Magnoliopsida; Malpighiales; Salicaceae.